AUGUUUGAACUAGAUAGUGAAAUUGAUCAGCCAACGACUUUGAGGAAAAACAACAUUGAGCUUAAACCCAAGAAAUCAAUUAUCAAAUCUGUUUUUAAGUUCUACAGCUUGAUGUAUUAUAAAAAGUUUUUCGGAGAAGAUUCUUUGACGAAACAAAAAAUUAAGUUGGUGAUUGAAGUUCUUUUUUGAUGCGUCCAAAUUAUAGCUUUGCUCUGGUUUCCUCAUCUUUCGAUUGAAGAUUGAAGUAAUAAUAUGAUUAUCUGGAAAAUUAUUGGAUAUUUUAGGAUAGAUAAUGCUUGCUCGGCUUUGGGAAUUAUUGAUAAAUGUUUUUACAUAUUAAUUGCUGGAAUUUUCGCAAUUUUUUCAAGUGCUGUUUUAUUGAUCCUAUCGCUUUAUUAUUCAGUUAAAGUGCCAAAAAUAAUAUUUGCUAUUUUUGAAAAAAUUAUUUAUCUGUGACUAGCACUGCUAUACAUACCUUCUUUAGUGUUAUUAUCCAUAUUUUCUAAAUACCAUUUUCUUAAUCAUGAUCACGUGCUUGAAUAUGAAAAUACUGAUAAUUUAUCUGACUUUAAAAUUACAGCAUCAUGACAAAUGGUGAGCAUUUCUGCUAUUAUGCUAAAUCCCCCCACCGUGAGCGAACAAAACCAUUAGAAAAAUCCCUAUUUUUUGCCCAAAACCCCACCCUCCGUGAGCGAACAAAAAUUUUGAUAUAUAAGUGAUAAUUAUUAUAACGAAAUCUCAAGCUAAUUCUUGAAUUUCGAAAAAAACAUUUUUUAUAAAAUUAUAUCAUGUAUUGCAUAAAUUUCUUAUCAUGCAUAUUCAUAUCAUUUUUGAAUUUGGUAUGUGGAAACCAAAUAUGCAUUUCAAAACGCAGAUUUUAGUGCGGCAAAUUCAUAAUUUGAAAUUUCAUGUAAAAAUGGCGCGUAUAACGGCCAUAAAAAUUUAGCCAAGGACUUAUAUAAAAUUUUUUUUAAAAGAAAAUUAACCCCCUCCGUGAUCGAACAAGUUUUUUUUGUUCGCUCACGGAGUGGGAGAGUAAGCUUUUUAAUAGCAAUUCUUUCAACUGAAUUUUCAGGCGAAAUCCGUCAUUGUGCUGCAAAAAAUAUUGUAAAAUCAAAAUCUAACUCAAGAGUAGAAUUACAUGCAGCAAUUUUUACAUUUAUUUUUUCAAUUCUUUAUCCGCUAUCAGUUGAUAACUAUACUAUUUAUUUUCAAUUUUCGAUUUUAGCUGCUUCAACAUUAUUAAUAUGAGAAAUACUGACAUUUUCGCCUUAUUUUUCAGUCUACUCUAAUACACUAGAAAUUAUUAGAUUCUUUUUAGUGGCCUUAAUAUCAUUUCUUUUUAUCCUGGGAUAUUGAAUAGAUAAUUCUUUACUUAUUACAAUUUUCGCAAUUUUUUUGGUGCCUAUAUCAAUAUUAUGUAUAAUUCAAUUUAUUUUGAAAAAAUCAAAAACAAGAACCCCUCCAAUCAUUGUCGAUAUUAAAAAUAAAUUUGAUCUAGAAAAAUAUCUUAGGAGCGCUUUAUGUUCAAAUGAUGUUGAAAAUAAAGAUGAAAUCAUUGGUAUUUUUGAAAUAUUUUUCAAGAAAAAAAUAAUGCAUCGAGAUAAACUUCAGAUUGUAUGAGCUGCGAAUUACUGUAUAUACGCUUUAAAAAACGAAGCUCUGGCUAAAAUCAAAUUGAGUAAAUCCAAAAGUAUAUCAGAUUGGAGUCUUGAGGCAAAUUAUCAGCAAUACUUGUGUCAUAAAGCUAUUAUCAGUGCAAAUUCAAAUGAAAGCAUAUCUUUUGGGAAUUACCAUCAAAAUUUAAAUAAAGUUAAAAAAGAAGACAAAAAAUUAUGCCUGAAUUUAUUAGAAUUUUGGAGAGAAAUUACUUCUAAAAGCCCUGGAUUUUUCAAAUUAACUAAAACACUUAAUUCUAUAGAUACAAGAAUUGAAUUUCUCAAUGAUGAAUACAAAGAAUUGGCAUCAAAAUACCAUAAAUCUAAAGAAAUAUUGUCUCUUUACUCUUCAUACUUGAAAAACAUCUUGUUUGAGAUCGAGAGAUCAGAAAUGCUUAUUUUCAAGUUAAAAUCAUUAAAAGAAAUUUAUUUGAGCUCGGAUAAUACUGAAAAUUUUAGCUAUUUUGAUACAAAUAAUGGAGUCUUAAUAAUUUCAAAUGAAGAGAAAAAUCUUGGCGAAAUUCUUUAUUCUAACUCAAAGACUGCAGGAAUUUUGAAUUUUCCUUUAGAAUCUAUUAUUGGGAGUAAUAUAAAGAAUUUUAUUCCUUUUCCUUACAAUAAAGAAAUUACUGAAAAAUUGUCUAAUUUAAUUGAUUUUAGCUCUGAUACAGAAAUUUCAUUACAUAAAGGAUUUUUUUUAAUAUCACCUAUGAAUUUUCUUUUAGAAUGCACCGGAAAAAUGCUAUUUUCCUCAAUUAAUAACGUUGUUGUAACAAUUUUGAUUUUCAAGCUAAAACAAGCAAGAUAUCAGUCUGCUCUAAUAUCAAAUGAUGGGGUUAUAUUUAGCUGUUCAGAAGGCUUUCCAGUAGCUGCUGGUGCAUCCCAUAAUAAUGUGAUAGGAGCUUCAAUUAGCAAUUUAUUUUUUGAUUUAAAACAGAUUGACAUAAAACCAUUUAUUCCAUAUAAAUUGCCUAACUUUGCCAAAGAAACAAUAAUGGUUUUAUCAAAUUUAGAAUGCUUUGAUAUGAAAAUGCUUUAUAUUUUAUUAAUAAAUGAUUUUGGAGAAAUUCAAAAAUGGACAACUGACUGCUCUAAUUCUCAUAAAAUCGAAACACAAAGGGGAGGAAGCAUUCAGAAUAUGCUGCUCUCAGUAGAAGACCCUUCUAUAAUUCAUGAAAAUCACUCAGAAAUCCUUGAUUCUAAGUCUGAUCAGUCAUCAGAUGAGUCUUCAAAAAUGAUUGAAAAUAUUUUAAUAGAUAAAUAUGAAGAAAAAACUCAAAAUACAGAUAAUGAAAACCAGAUUGUUUUUAUUCAUAUGAUGAAAAUAUCGGCAAGAUCAAUUAAUGCUUUACAUUGUGUUUUUAUUUUAUGCGUAAUAAUUACUUAGAUUCUCAUAGUAUUAGGUUCAAAUAUUUCUGUUUUAUCUUAUGCUGUUUAUAGCAUUAAUUUAGCACGAGACAUAAGCCUUUCAAGAUCAAUAGGAGAUAUAGGAAAAUCCUUUCAGCAAAUGGCUUUCCUUUCGAGAAUCAUAGGGAUUGUUUCCUAUUUUCCAGACUCUGAGGAAGCCGUUUUGUAUUGCUUUAAUCUUUUUAAAUCUGAUAUAGCCAACCUUGAAGAUAUUUACAUAAAUAUUGGGUCAAAUUUAACUAACUCCCCCUCCUCCUCCGUGAGUGAACAAAAAAAAUGUGUUCGCUCACAGAGGGAUGCUAAUAUUUUUUUAAAAAUCUAUAAUUCAAAAUAUAAAAAAAAAAUUCGCAAAAAUUGGCUUGCAAAUAUUUAUUUAAUUCGUAGAAUUUAUGUUUUAAAAUGCAAUUUGUUUAAAAUUAAACAGAAUAGGUUCAGAUUUCAUUAUACUAAUUAUUACUUAUAUAUAAAAUACUUUUUUUUUUAAAAUUUGUUUUUCGCUCACCUUUUGUUGUUUUGGGGGAUUUUUCCAAUGGUUUUGUUGGUCACGGGGGUAAGUGAGACUCAUGCUCCAGCCAAAGUAUUUUUACAGGAAAAAAUAUAAAUUUGUGAAAUAUUGGUCCUCUAAUAUAUCAAGAAAAAGUGAAUUUAAUCGACACUGUUUCGCAAUUUAUUAUAUAUGUAAACUUUAUAUAGGGAAAAGAAUUUGUAAGAAAAUUCAAUACAACAGAUUAUUAGAUUAGAAUAGAGUUAUAGCGGGUCGCAGGGGUUUAUUUCAGCCCCUCGCCGUCCAACGGAUAGCUUCGCAGUGACGCUAAGCGCUAUCCUCACACCACCUUUUUCCCUUCUGACGUCACCAAAAAAUGGUGACGUCGAAGGUCUUCGGGGAAGCCACCCCACCCGGUCGGGGUCUCCGAAUCUCUGCAGAAGACUCCUUCAACCUCUGACAGGGCUCAGAGUAUAGGGGAAACGCCUUCUGCCUUCUCCAUGGCCUGUCAGAACCGUAUCACAGGUUCAUUAAUGCUCCCAUGGAGUGGUAUCGGGAUUUUGCGCCAGUAGGGUCGUCUUGCAGGUAAGGAAAAAAGACAAGGAUCAGCCCCAAGUCAAAAACCCACCCCGGAGAACUAUCGCCAUGUGGCUCGCCUUUCCUGGGCAUGGAUCAACUCACAGGUCACCAGGAGUCCACGUCAGAUCACGCCAUUUUAAUAAUUCUUCAAUACAACAGAAGAUUAUUCAAACACAGUUUUAUUUUUUGCAUUAAAUGGGUAUGGGGAAGCUUUUAAUUAUUGCAACAAUUCGCUGUAUGACGUCACUGGAUGCAAAAAAUCAGAAAUAUCUGGCUUAAAAUCUGAAAUGUUUGCUCUUUUGAUAAUAGGGAUCGCAGCAAUGGCAAUAGGAAUUUGCAUUAUGACUCCUUUUUGCUAUUUUGCUAUAAAAACUGAAAAUAUGCUUUGAAACAAUAUUAGAAAAAAUGCAUACAAGCAUUAUCAUAAACUGAAAAAAUUAUAGAGGUUUCCCUCUAUAUAGCGCUAAAAGCGCAGACAUUUUCCCAGGAGCUUUCCAAGUUCGUCGGACCAAAUCGCUUUUUGGUCCGACCAAGGCAUUGAUUUGGUGCAACCUACCGAUAAAUUCCGAUCAGAAUUUAUCGGCCUUACAGCGCGCCAAACAUAGGAAACUUCUAUAUGCUUUAAAAGACUUGCAAAUGUUCAUUUUCAGCUUGAGUUAGCUGACCAUGAAGAAACCCGAUAUAAAAAGCGAUUAAAUUUUAAAAACUAUUGGAAAUAUAUUUGAAGAGCUAGCUUAUUUUUUAUAAUUACUUCAUUAUUCUGCUUGCUGAAUAUUUUCAUUUUUUAUGAAAAAUGCGCAGAAUAUUUAUAUUGCAGACCUGAAAUCAUCAAAUCCUUAAUUCAUUCGCAAGUUUUCAUAACAAGCCUAAGUAUAUGGACAAGCGAAACAGGAUUAUACACAACUGACUAUUCUUUACAAAAUAUGCUCCCAUUUGCGCUUCCUUUUAGUGAUAGCAACAUUAAGCUUAGAGAUAUUAUUUCUUUAACAAAGCACUCUCUUACAUCGCUACGAAGUACGCAAUGCAAAAGUAUUUUUUCCAAAUCCUACACAGAAGAAUUGUAUGAAUAUCAGAAAGACGGAGAUAUUCAAGAGCACACAUAUGGUGUCUAUGGAGCUGAAGAAGUCGCAAUGCUUGACGCUUAUUAUAUUGCGUAUUAUGAAAAUGCUAGCGUAGAAGAUUGACUAAAGUUUAUAGUUCAACUUCAAAAAAUGAAUGACAAAUAUGACGAAUUUAUUGAUGAGAAUAACCAGCAUUCACAAAAUUUAAUAGAUGACCAAAUAAGCACAAUAAUCAUAUUUUUGGUUCUUUUUGUUGGCUUAUCGUUUGGAAUGUAUAUGGGGCUGUAUUUGACAUUUUUUAGAAGAGAGAAAAAAUAUUUGAGGAAAAUAAAUUCAAUGCUAAAGCUAAUGCCCGGGUAG
Messenger RNA from Blepharisma stoltei, 5549 nucleotides. The record is from the annotation of a GenBank genome assembly. Lineage: Eukaryota; Ciliophora; Heterotrichea; Heterotrichida; Blepharismidae.